This is a messenger RNA of Prunus persica (peach), 639 nucleotides long. Its product is annotated as agamous-like MADS-box protein AGL31. Gene Ontology annotation, biological process: regulation of transcription by RNA polymerase II. The record is from RefSeq and is a predicted model, not a curated record. Gene Ontology annotation, molecular function: DNA-binding transcription factor activity, RNA polymerase II-specific; RNA polymerase II cis-regulatory region sequence-specific DNA binding; protein dimerization activity. The transcript has a single exon. Bases 1 to 639 code for a protein of 212 amino acids. NCBI's taxonomy places the organism in Eukaryota, Viridiplantae, Streptophyta, Magnoliopsida, Rosales, Rosaceae.
AUGGAGCAGAAAGAAGCGAAGGUGUAUAAAAACAGAAGGUAUGUGAGCUUCUCAAAGAGGCGCAGCGGCCUGUUUAGCAAGGGUAAAGACUUCUGCAAAAAGUUUGAAGCAGAAAUUGGCAUUGUUGUGCUCUCUGGAGCAGGCAGGCCUUACUGGUCCCCGGACAACCCUUCCCUCGACGCCGUCCUCGACCGCUUCAUGCAAUCAGACCAGGCACCUACUAACGCCAUUGAUUUCAAGGUUAGACUGCAGAAGAAGAGGAAGAGAGAGGAACCUGAUAAUGAAGUUCAGGGACAGCUUGCGGAGGAGGUGAAGUCAUGUCGAACAGUUAAGGACAUGUUUUCGUUGAGAGACAAAUACUUGGUGCUUCUUCAGGACCAUACUAACAAGAGGAUGAAAGGUUCACAUGUUUUGGAGAAGGGUGAGGCAAAAUGUGUCUCUACCUCACCAUCAAACCUAAGUUUUGAGGAUAGUGUUUGGGUAGAACCAAUUUCAAGGCAUAAAGACAUAUGUUCUAGUUCAACAUUAGAUUUCGCACAACAAAAUCCCAAUCCUAAUCCCAACCCGAAUCCCAAUAACUAUUACAGUUACUUAGAAAACCUUUGUAAUGAAGAUACAACUUUUGAUUAUUUAUUAUGA